GUUUGAAUUUUCGUUAACGAAAAGGAAAAAAAACAAACAUCGAAAACUUUCCCCGCGAGAAGCACCAUACAUUCCUUUUUGGUUCCCCGAGCCGCCUGAGUAAACCCUAAAACCUCUUCCUCCCUUCCCUCUUUCCUUCCUUCCUUUCCACCUCUUCAACUCAUAUACGGACCCAUGCAAGUACUCGCGAGAGUUUCCUCAUUCAAUCCCUUUUCGACAUUCUUUUCUCAUUCUGUUCCAGUUUGUACUAAUCUCUAUAACCCCCAAAAGUAUUUCAAGAAGCAUAGUUUGAGCUGUUUGAUGCCAGUUUCUCCAACUGUUCGAACAAUGGCGCUUAAAUUCGAGGUUUUGGGUCGGUGUAAUCGUGCUCGUGCGUCUAAACUUACGCUUCCACACUUCGAGUGUCAGACGCCUCUAUUUAUGCCUGUUGGAACACAAGGCACAAUAAAAGGUCUAACGACUAGCCAACUCGAAGAUAUCGGCUGUCAAAUAAUACUUGGAAAUACCUACCAUUUGGAACUUCGUCCUGGUUCAGAGUUGAUUGAUGAACUUGGGGGCCUGCACAAUUUUAUGAUCUGGCCAAGAGCAUUACUUACGGACUCCGGUGGCUUUCAAAUGGUCUCUCUGUUGCAUUUAGCUGACAUCACUGAGAAGGGUGUGACAUUUCAGUCACCUGUCGAUGGAAAGCCAAUGCUCUUAACACCUGAAGAAUCAAUACAAAUCCAAAAUAGAAUUGGAGCAGAUAUCAUUAUGGCCCUUGACGAUGUUGUCAAAACCACUAUUACUGGUCCACGAGUUGAAGAAGCUAUGUAUCGCACCAUACGUUGGAUAGACAGAUGUAUAGCUGCUCACAAGAGACCAGAUGAACAAAAUUUGUUUGGUAUAGUACAAGGAGGUUUGGAUCCAGAUCUCAGGGAUAUAUGCGUUAAAGAACUGGUCAAGCGCAAUUUACCUGGCUAUGCUAUUGGUGGUCUUUCAGGCGGCGAAGAAAAAGAUUCAUUUUGGCGUGUUGUGGCUCAGUGCACUGCAGCUUUGCCCGAUGAUAAACCCCGAUAUGUUAUGGGUGUUGGAUAUCCUCUUGAUAUUGUUGUGUGCAGCGCAUUAGGUGCCGACAUGUUUGACUGUGUAUAUCCAAUGCGUACGGCUCGUUUUGGAACAGCUCUUGUACCUGAGGGGUUGCUUAAAUUAAAGCACAAUGUAAUGGCCAGUGAUAUGCGUCCCAUUGAUCCAGAAUGCACCUGUAUGGUCUGCAAGAAGUAUACAAGAGCUUAUAUUCAUUCUCUUGUUACAAAAGAUGCUAUGGGAUCUCAGCUCGUAUCAUAUCACAAUUUGUCUUACAUGAUGAGGCUUAGCAGGGACCUACACAUGUCCAUAGUUAAAGGAUGCUUCCCAGAGUUGGUUUGUGGCUUUCUUAAGAAGAUGAUAUUCCUAUUACUCAAAUGUGUUUUAGCUGCAUCUGGUUUCGUUUUACCUUUUCUUGUCUUUUUUUAUUACCGUUCAAAUUGAUGACUAGAUGUGAAACAUUGGCAAUAUCAUAACUAGUCAGGGUAGUUUCUUUUAACACAUGAUCACCAUUCAUCCUUGAGUUGAGACGGUCAACGACUUGUACUCUUUCGUCCUAGUAUAACAUCAUAGUUGCGACGGUCAACGACUUGUACUCUUUCGUCCUAGUAUAACAUCAUUCUAGUUUUAAGCCCCAGCGGAAGUUGGUUUAAGCUUAAGUUCUCGCGCCACCAUUUUUGCUUCAAACAAAACCAACUGUAAGUUUGCUUCCCCUUUGAUGUAUUAUCUGAACCCAAAUAUUUUCUAACUCUUGCAGUUCCCCAAAGGUGAUAUUCCAGAAUGGGUCUGCGAUGCUAUGGAGGUAGCCUGUAUCGACAUCUCUACUUGCUGUUUUCCGUCCAACGAUAAGGUCUACACAAAUACAAGUAAUCCUACCAGUAUAAAAACGAACGUACAACAAUUUGGCC
Molecule: messenger RNA, 1970 nt
Organism: Papaver somniferum (opium poppy)
Lineage: Eukaryota; Viridiplantae; Streptophyta; Magnoliopsida; Ranunculales; Papaveraceae
Product: queuine tRNA-ribosyltransferase catalytic subunit 1-like
Exons: 15
Coding region: 175-1506 (443 amino acids)
Cellular component (GO): cytosol
Molecular function (GO): tRNA-guanosine(34) queuine transglycosylase activity
Source: RefSeq, a predicted model, not a curated record